Messenger RNA from Portunus trituberculatus (swimming crab), 4516 nucleotides. Its product is annotated as L-fucose kinase-like. The record is from RefSeq and is a predicted model, not a curated record. NCBI's taxonomy places the organism in Eukaryota, Metazoa, Arthropoda, Malacostraca, Decapoda, Portunidae. Gene Ontology annotation, biological process: GDP-L-fucose salvage. Gene Ontology annotation, molecular function: ATP binding; fucokinase activity.
ACAGAAAACAAAUUAGCUCCACCACAUAUAGCCUGAACACAUCACUACCGCAUAGUGCAUCUUUGGCGCACUAGAGGUUGUGACACACAGCCUGCACGGCCCCAACAAAUCCCCAAGAAGAAGAAGAAGAAGAAUGCCAAAAAUGUCCUGUGCAGAAGACUCAAGCCAGCGAUGGACUGCUAUUGUGGUGACCUGCGCCUCGGAGAAUCUGAGGGGAGGGGUUGAGGAAGAAUGUCACAGACUGUCCACUGGGGGUCUGUUGCCAGACCAUGACCUACUGGUGGUGGUGGCAGACCCCAGCCAGCCCAGCAGCCCACAGGAAGGAAGGCCAGGACUUGGUGUCGGCAGUGGGGGAGCCACAAUUAAUGCCGUGCUUGUGGCCAUAGAGAGGUUGUCAGCACAGCACCAACACACCACUAUCAACAGUGAGCUGGUCCACCACAGCCGCAUCUUGGUGGUGCACCGCCGCAUGCUGGCCCACUGUCCUGGUGGAGCUGCUCUCCUCCGCUUGGACCCCCAGCUGACUUGUGUGCCACCUCAUUUACAAAUCACGCCCCCGACACUCCUACAGCACACACUGUGGGCAGCCACCAAGUUGAGUGAAAAUACUGCCUGUGGUGUUUGGGUCACUUCCCUGGACACUUUCCUGCCCUCCACAUCUGUGAUGGGCUGCCCCACUCCUUCCUGGGCCUCAUGUGGGGCACUGGUGUGCACUGUGCAGACGCUCGACGUGGCCACUCAGCAUGGGGUGGUGCUGAGUAGGGAUGACCAGUAUAUCAACAAAAUGGUCUACAGAAUGCCAAUGGGAGACUUGAAGAAGACGUUCAGGGAGGGGAGUGCCAGUGUGAUAUCAGGGGCAGUGUACCUGAGUCCCCCACUCACAGAGACACUGCUGGGGCUGCACACCAUGCCUCCCCUUGACCGGUGCACCUACUAUGGCAUGGACAGUGGUAUACCCUCCUUGCAGGUAUCACUGUACUUUGACCUGCUGUUACCCUUGUGCUCUGAUGUGAGUCAUGAGGAGUACGUGAGUGGCCAGUGUGGCGCCACCUACGCCCAGGCUGCCAGUUACUCUCCACUCUUUCAGCAGGAGUCACGUUCAGCAAGACUGCAGAUAUGGAAGCAACUACAGGGUUUCAAUGUUCUUGUUUAUUCACUUGGAGGAAAGGUGAAGCAUCACUACCUCGGAAUGAAUCUUCCAUAUAAGGACUCUCUUUUGUCCUUGCUUCCUUCCAGCAGUAUUUUAUAUCAUGAGAGAUGUGAAGCCAACUCAGGAAACACUGUCACUGUCAAUACCAUGCUGGAAGGGAAUAUUACAACUUGUGGGGAGAAAGCUUACAUCUUUGACUCAUGGAUUGGUAAGGACAUUUCUCUAACCUUAGUUGGUCCAUCUGUAUUGAAUGGACUGUGGCUAAAGGAGUGUGGUGCUUCCCUCAAGAUGCCUGGAGGGUGUGUGUGGCAACAGUAUGCCUUGGCACAGCAUAGUGUGGUGACCUGCCACGGCUGGACGGAUCACCCAGCACAGCACCAUGAAGAGGCCACAGCAACAGUAUUCAACAUCAACUGGUCUGUCUUUCUAUCCAGAACAAGAAUACAAAAAGAAGAUUUAUGGGAAAAUUCAUGCAAAGUUCAAGAUCUUUUAUCUGCAAAAAUAUUUCUUCCUGGAUUGCCAAUUGCUGAACAAAUUAGUAUAAUUUCAGCUUUAAUUAGUGCUGCUUGUGGUGACAGUCAGCAAGAAGACUGGAAGUCACAGCUAGCACAGUGGAGAGCCUCUCCCAGAGUGUCACUAGCUGAUGCUAUGUUCAGCUGUAAUGUGAAGAAAGUUAUCUCAACACAAGAGAUGAUUUUCUUGGAGUCUUUCAAGCAAUAUUUAGUUAAAACAGCUGAUGACUUGGGAGGAAUGUCUCUUAUUCCUUUGUUCCAGUACUUUGUGAAAAGAGGCCUGGCACCCGUCAAGCAGGUGCUCCAUACGCUGCACACGCUGCUGCACAUACCUCGACUCUCCACCUCUCGCCUUUUCUCUAACAUGGCAGACCUGCUGGGAUGCCUUGCCCAGGGGAAAGGUGGCCUAAGGAGUGGACCAGCCGGCAACCCACUGUGGAGGAGUGCUCUUGUGGAACUCAAGAAAGGGCAUCAGAAGGAAGCAGUGCAGCAAAUGCUGGGUGUGUGUGAGGACUGGAUCAGCUCUGAGCAGCCUGAGAACUUGAUCCGAGCUGCCAGGCAUUAUGAGAGAGCCUCACAGAUAGUCAUUAGCCAGCAGGUGGAGACAGCAGAUGUGCAUGUGAGCCCCAUGUGGGUGAGCCCUGAGCUGCGGCAUGUUGUGAGUGUUGGAGUGUGGGUGGAGGCUCACUCUCCUGCUCGCCUGGACCUGGCUGGAGGUUGGACGGACACACCACCUAUUUGCUAUGAACAAGGAGGAGCAGUACUUAAUAUUGCCAUCAAAGUCAACAAGAAGAAGCCCAUUGGAGCACGGGCACGGUUCAUUCCUGAGCUGCAAGUGGUCUGUGUUCUCCGAGACUGCUCAGGCGGUGACGUGCGGCUCACCUGGAGCGAGCUGGACCACCUGAGGGACUAUGACAACCCUGUCUCCCCCGGUGCCCUAGUGAAGGCUGUGCUGUUGUACUCACGACUGGUGGACCUCUCACACCCUGACUCCCUGGCAUCACAGCUCAAAGAGAAGUAUGGAGGUGGCGUUGAAGUGGAGGUGUGGUCCAAUUUGCCACAGGGGUCAGGCCUUGGGGGUAGCAGUCUGCUGGCAGGAACACUGCUGGCAGCCCUGGUGGUGCUGCUGGGCCACCCUCCCCCAGCACCCUCCCACCUGGUGCAUGCCACUCUCUGUGUGGAGCAGUGGCUCACAACAGGUGGUGGGUGGCAGGACCAGGUUGGUGGACUAAUUGGAGGAGCAAAACUAGGUGUUAGUCACAGGGGAACACCUCUUUCUGUGACCACAUACCAGAUCCCCCUUUCCUCUUCAUGCCUGGAGGCUCUCAAUAGUCAGCUUCUGCUAAUCUACACUGGCAAGGUCCGUCUGGCAAGAAACCUCCUGCAGACUGUGAUCCGUAACUGGUAUGCCUGUGACCACACUGUGACAAAGUGUUUCUCUGAACUGCGGCUUCUGGCACUACAGGCGGCUGGGACUAUGCUGAACAGUAACCUUCAAGGCCUAGGGUCUUGCAUCAGUAACUACUGGAGGCUUAAGAAAAUGGUUGCAUCUGGUUGUGAGCCAGGCAUGGUGACAAAGCUGAUGGUUUCCUUGGAAGACCACUGCCAUGGGAUGUCCCUGGCUGGGGCUGGGGGUGGCGGCUACCUCUAUGCCCUCAAAGCUAGUCAGCAGUGUCUGGAGGGAGUCACGUGUGACUGUGUGGAGGUGGACCAGCAAGGACUGCAGGUGUGGGUUGGAGGGGAAAAUGUGCUUGAGAGGAGCCUGGUGGAGGAAACCCUCACACAGACCAAACUGGACACAUUGAUUCAAGAGUGUGAGUAAUGGACUCAAAGAGGUGCAGCUCAGCAGGUACCUAGACAUGAAGCAGCUGGCUGUGGUGCCUCUCUAAUUAGUGCAGCACAAGUAUUUGGCCUCAUCAGACAUGGUAUCUUCUUGGAUUAAGCUACAAGCCAGAGGGCAUUAGCUCACAUUAACUCAUAGCCACUUACUAAUAAUUGAUAAGGUUUUCCAAAGUGUGCAGCUGCUAAAUGGCAGUUAUAAAGACUAGCUAUCAUCCUCCUUUCAUAGAGGAUGGUGCAUCUUAGAAUGAAUCUUGAUGAGUAUUACUGUUGGCACCAUCAAGAAACAUCUGUGAUUAUUUUGUGUGAGGUUGUUUGACUUUUAUAUAAUAUUGUUGAGAAUAGUUGUUAUAUUUUAUUGUUCUUAUAUUUUAUAAUACAGUGAAAACUUUAUAUCAGAACUUAGCUUUAAGAGACAAUAUUACACUUUGAAAGAUCAUUUUUUUCUUAACAGUAAAAUUCCUGAUAAUUAAAUUUUAUGAGUUGUUAUUAUUUCAAGUAGAUUGAUGAUUUUACUUCUCUCCCUUGCACUUUUUGUUUGUACAUAAUAAUAAAUAAACUUGUAAGGGUUGCAUUAUACCUGAAAUACAUAAAUCAUAAGUUUAUUGGCCUAGGAAUUAAAGACUGCUGGUAUAUACAUAAUUUACUUACUGAACAAUGAUGCAGUGUUACCUCUUGUGGGUAUAACAUAAUAUAUAAUUAAGUUCUCUCAGGCAACAUGAUAAUUUAUGAAAAUUGUUCUUUAUGUAUAAAAUUCUAUAAUGUACAACCAAUUCUCUUUACAAUUAUUCCAAGGGACUUACAGCAAAAUUCAUUAAUUCUUCACCAUGCCUGUUUCACUCCUUCAAAUUUGUCACUACAUUUAUUCCUUCAUUCAAAUGACUUCAGGUAAAAAAUUUUUGUCAAAAUUAUCUUUCUAGCAGUGUCUGAUUAAUGGUACAAACAUGGACAAAACACUCUUAGUAAUAAGUUUUGCUGACAUUGUUGCCAAUAAAGAAUAUUUUUGUAUGUCCUA